Truncatella angustata is the source of this 2124-nucleotide messenger RNA. RefSeq lists its product as uncharacterized. Lineage: Eukaryota; Fungi; Ascomycota; Sordariomycetes; Amphisphaeriales; Sporocadaceae. Bases 112 to 1911 code for a protein of 599 amino acids. The transcript has 2 exons. The record is from RefSeq and is a predicted model, not a curated record.
CAGGGGUCUGAGGUAGCACUUCAGCUUGAACUGACAGCACGGAAAACUCUGAGAGCGACCCGCCACUGAUUUAUUCAAACGGGUCAUCGGUAGCUAAGUAAAAGAAAACUCAUGAUUUUACCGCAGUCCGACACCAAACAAUUAUUUGUAGGAGAUGUCUUGGGACGUUUUCAACAAGCAUUUUCGGCGGAUACAGAACAAGACAGUUCCGGCGGCACAAAUGAGGAUCUGAAAAUCGAAUGGCACAACCCAAGUGUCGUCGUGGGAACGGUUCUCAUGGUAGUUGGUAGCAAGGCUGUUCAGGAUGCGUUGGCGCAAGCGUCAGGUGCAUUGUUCACUCCGGUUUGCUUUUCGUUCGGAUGGGUUUCCUACGCGCUGUCGACUCUGGUGGGGAUUUUUGGAGAUGGGAGGCUGCUUCCAACGCCGGACUAUGCCGUGAAGGUUUUCAAUCUCGACUCUGGAUAUUAUCGAAAUAACAGAAACUGGGUCAUUGGCAGGAUUGUCAGAGACCACGAGACCUUGAUGUCGUCUCAAGAAGAUGCAAAAACCAAAGCAAUCAGAAUCUCCAUCUUUGAUGCCGAGAGUAAUAACAACGGAGCGCACAAGUUUGUUUACAACAGUCUACACAUUUGGGGUGCUGUGGUAAUAUUCAUUCAACUCGCCAUCGCUUCUAUUCCAGCAGCCAUAAGCCAAGGACGCGAAUGGGGGCCCCUUGCGCUCACGGCAUUCGGAACUGCGCUAGCCCUGAUGGUGGGAGCAUUGCCUCAAUGGGCUGCUGAGAAGCUUCCGAAACGUUCUGCGUCCAAGGCGACCUAUGCACUGACUGCAGGCAACGGAUCCAGGGACAUAAUGGUUAUCAAAGGUCAAGGCAACUGCAUAGAUUUGGAAGAACUGGCAAUUUCAGAGUCGCCAAGAAAUGGCUAUCCGUGGACUAAAUUCCCAGCAUUCUCCUCCGCGCAGAAGCACUCAUCUCAGCCUCGUGCCAAAGAAGCCUGGGGUUUUCCAACGGGCUUUCUCAUGACCUGUAUAGUGACUACAGUAUCUGCCGUUUUGUGGCUCCUUGUGAUGAUCAGUCUUGCUGGCUUGGAUGAGCACACAUGGGCGUUGAUUCUUGUUGGAUUCGUUGGUACCCUCCACAACACUCUUCUUGGGGGCAUGGCGCGAGAUCCGAAGCACAGAAAUCUCCCGCUGAAUCUCAUCGACACUAUCACCGCCAGUAAAGUCAUGGACGGACUAAUGGAUCUUGAAGUUACCCAUCCUGGAUGCGCACACGCGCUUGUGACAGAAUUCUUCCCUGGGGUGAUCAGACCGAACGAGAAAGAUUGGUGGCAUGCCACGGGAGAUCGAUCGCUCACGGAUUAUGACCGGCAACGAUCAAAAGACGCUAAGAAUAAGGCAGUUUUUCCUCCAAGGUCGCCUCCUCGAUCAUCAAUGCCGCAUUAUAAACUACAUAGCAGUACUACUGGUGGCCUUCCGACAUUCGUCACUACGACCGAACAUCCCUCAGUAGUUUUGCAUUCAAGACCUUCAGAUGACGGUUUAUCUCAGCCUGUCAUCAUAAUCCCCCGAAAUGAUAUAUGCGAUUUGGGCGAGCAGAUCAAUGAUACAGACCGCCUUAUGAGUGAUGCUGCGGGAGCUGCUCCGCAAGAACAAAAUGAACAGGGUUUGAGAACCGAAUCUGCGCGAAAACCGCGAUCUCCAAGUCCAGAGCCGAAGGGCCCUGGCGCUGUGAUUGGUACACUUUCUCCCAUCAUAGAAGUCAGCUCGGGCGGCGAACAGAGGAGAAUAGAUCGGAAUAUGUCUGGAAGAGCAGGGUUGAGUGGGAGUUUGACAGACUCAGGAGAAUCGACCAAGCGGCUGAGCUGGCGAGAAAUGUCAAAGGACUUCUCUAAGCGACCGGAUUGGGACUAACGAAUCACUCUCGAUGAUCGCAUGAGAUUUAUAGCUUUCUGAAGUAUUUCGGCAUAUGGAACCGAGUUGUUACCGCCGGCGUUUUCCUUUUGUUGGUGAACCGUCAGUGGAAGCUUCUUUCAUGUAUAAAUUUCGUCUGUAUCGUCAUCAGGUAGGUAUUGGUUUGAGAUGCUCGAUUAUAUUUAAAUGCACUCUAUUUCAUCUUGACUGAGG